Molecule: messenger RNA, 534 nt
Organism: Durusdinium trenchii
Lineage: Eukaryota; Dinophyceae; Suessiales; Symbiodiniaceae
Source: the annotation of a GenBank genome assembly
AUGGCUUGCUCUAAGAUCUCUAAGAAAAGCAGCAGCACCAAAGCACAGCCAACAGACCUGUCAACUUUGAUAGUGAAGCGAGUCAGGCUGCCCGGCAUUCAAUAUGACGAGGUUACGCCCGAAGACUUCCCGGAGUACUUGGUGGCCCGCUCCGAGAAAGGAGCGCGCGACAUGAUGAGCUUCAUUUGGUACUCGGCAGUGUUGGAGAGCGGAGACUGCGUCGUGCUGACAAACAAAGGCCCGCGCAAACAACAAGCGUUGCUCCUACAGAACUUUUUGAUCUUCAACGAGGACAAAGAUUGGAACUACAUGAUCCAGCCUUUUACUGCUAGAGUUGCAGACCCUGAUGAUCGCAAGGUCCAUGUCAUGAUCCCCGGCAGCGAUGUUUGCGUGGAUGAGCUGAAGAUCAUUUGCGACGGCUCCAAGACCAAGGACUGCCCAUGCGAGUACAUGACCGACCCAAAUCCGCAGAUCAAGUUGUGCCCCGAGAAGUUUCACCUCUUGGUGUUGUAUGGCAACAAGCGCCGUAUGUGA